This is a messenger RNA of Hevea brasiliensis (rubber tree), 1514 nucleotides long. Its product is annotated as microtubule-binding protein TANGLED. Lineage: Eukaryota; Viridiplantae; Streptophyta; Magnoliopsida; Malpighiales; Euphorbiaceae. Gene Ontology annotation, biological process: regulation of phragmoplast microtubule organization. The transcript is spliced from 4 exons. Gene Ontology annotation, molecular function: microtubule binding. The coding region runs from base 231 to 1337 and encodes 368 amino acids. The record is from RefSeq and is a predicted model, not a curated record.
AGUUCAAUCUUCCAAAAGGCAUUUGGAUUUGACUUUUCAGUUUUGGCUUCAAAGACAAAACUGAGAGAGUGCAAAAGAGAUGCGAACGCAGGGAAGUAGAACUGAAGGGGGUGACCCAUUGUCUCGACUGGGACUCAUUUUCUAGUCUCUCUCUGGUUAUUUAGAGAGAAAAAGAUAGAGAGCUUUCAGACCCACUUGGAGUUUUUUAGUCGCUAUUGUGGUUUGCAAUCAUGGUAGCCAGAACCCCACCAAAGCUGAGGAGAAUUGCGGCACCUCUCAAUCCUGUUCUGAUUAGAGAAACCGUAAAGAAGGUGGAUAAAUGCAUGGCUAGAUUGCAAGAGCUCCAAUACACAGUGGCAGGUGGGCAUAAGGUGAUAUCUGGGGUUAGUCUCAGUCCUAGAAGUACCAGAGGUUAUCUAAGAACUAGUCUCAGGUGCAAGCAAGAAUCUUUGAGGAUCAAGAGUGCUACGCCUAGGAAAUCUCCGGUGGGCAAGUUUCCGGCAAGUGUAGUAGGGGAAUGGCAGCGAAUGUCAUUACCAGCUAUGCUAGUAGGAGAAACUGUGGGAGAAAUUCUACAAGCAAGCCAAUUUGCAAGAGAAAUUGUCGCAGCAGUUGCCUGCAAAACCAAGAAAACCCCCCCAGAAGACCCUAAAACCCCAAUGACCCAAGACAGGAAACAGAGGCCAAACCAUGAAAACACUGAACUCAAGUCCAAGAGGAAGAAGGAAAAGCAAAAUAAACUGCAAUCCAUUCGAUCAGAAACCACUUCUCCAUCUCUUCAAAGAGCUCGAUCACGCAUUAACUUUAAGGUUUCACCCCCAAAGAAGAGAGAAAUGGAGAAAGAAAACUCUGCUAAAUAUUUGGCAAAUAGAGUUUCUCCCAGGAAUAGGCCAUGGGCUAAAAAGACUAUACUGUUUCCAAACCCUUUGUUCCUUUCUACAGAUUCUAAUCAGCAGCAGAAGUUCUGCAGAACAAGGUCUCCUGUGAUUUCUAGAAAUAAACAGACUACUCCACAUAAGUUCUUGAUAAAGUCCCCACCUUCGGCUUCCAAGCUUCAAGUGAAGAUCAAGAGCCCACCAUUGGUUUCCCUGUCACCUACUGGAGCUGCAAACUUGAGCAAGAAAUCACCUACUAGAGCUGCAAACUCGAGCAAGAAAUCUCCAAAGGUGUCCACUGCUUCAAAAUUGCGUAGGUCAUUUUCUCCUUCAAGAUUGGCUAACAGAUUGGUAUCUCCAUUGAAGAGCAGGAAAAGUGUACAGAAGAAUGAUGGUUUAAUGGGUGGAUUUAAACAGCGUCCGGUUUCAAUGCCAAGACGGUUCUCAUUGGGAAGAAUUUAAGUUCUUUUGGUUUUACUUGAGGCUUUUGUUUGAAAAGCGAGGGAUUCUGUUAAUCAAUGUGCAUAGUUGAUGAUUCUUUUUAAGUUCCUUUGUGGGUGGUGUGGGUGUGAAUGUUUCUACAUCAUAUUUGGCUGGCUUCAUCAAGAAAAUAAUGCAUGUUCAUUCCACGUUUUGUAA